Messenger RNA from Cucurbitaria berberidis CBS 394.84, 2534 nucleotides. RefSeq lists its product as uncharacterized. Gene Ontology annotation, biological process: replication-born double-strand break repair via sister chromatid exchange; mitotic sister chromatid cohesion; synaptonemal complex assembly. The coding region runs from base 404 to 2284 and encodes 626 amino acids. Gene Ontology annotation, cellular component: cohesin complex; synaptonemal complex. Lineage: Eukaryota; Fungi; Ascomycota; Dothideomycetes; Pleosporales; Cucurbitariaceae. The transcript has 2 exons. The record is from RefSeq and is a predicted model, not a curated record. Gene Ontology annotation, molecular function: chromatin binding; protein binding.
GUCCUGAGUGCGUUGUUCUAUCUGUAUCUUGACCAAGUCCAGCUCUAGGGCUACUCGAGAGGGUGCCCAUCAGUGGUGAUGGGUGAGGCUAGUCGCGUUGAUGACUAAGCGCCCGACUGCUCCCAGCCUCAGCGUCACGUUGACCAGCCUCAUCGAGACCGAACCUGGCCCACACACACCCACCGACGCGCACUCCUCAACGCCAUCAGUCGCUCCACCUUUUCCAACCUUCACUCCCAUUGCUACGGCUUCGCGCGCCCUUGCAACCCAUUUUCGACGCUGUCGGCGCGCAAUCUCAGUUGGCGCAUCCCGCUCGCCGCCGACGCGCCGACUGUAAACAACACCACUCGACGCGCCACUUUCUCUCCUCCCCGCCCGCACACCGCGUUACCCAUCCACUGCCAUGUUUCUUCCCGAGGACCUUUUGUUCAAGUCUGGCCAGCUUGCCCGCGUCUGGCUGGCCGCCAAUCAGCACAAGAAGCUCACCAAAGCUCAGGUGCUGCAGGACAAGAUUGAUGAAGAUAUCAAAGUCAUCAUCCGGCCUGAGGGGGCUGCUGGCGGCCCACUCGCAUUGCGUCUCAAUGGGCAGCUGCUUCUUGGUGUCGUGCGCAUCUAUCAUAGGAAGGCGCACUACCUGCAGGAUGAUUGCAACGAAGCCUUGUGGAAGAUCAAGAUGGCCUUCCGUCCUGGAAACAUCGAUCUGCCGACCCAGACUCACGUCGCGAACCCCACAAGUUUGACUCUGCCGGAUAUGAUCACCGAUCUCGACCUCUUGGCCCCGAUGCCUGAUCCUGCGCUUUUCCUAUCCCAGGACCUCGACGACAAUCUAGACUUUGGAAACACUACUGUGCCAGACUGGGACAACAGCCAGUUCCUGUCUGGCAGCAUUGAGCAGCCGCGCAUGGAGCUAAUGGCGUUGGGAGAAGACGACCUGAAUCUGUACAUUGAAGACGACCUAGAGCCAACGCCCGCAUUUGAGGAUGAGGGCACUAGCAUUGAACGCGGCCGUAAUGCGCCCUUGGAACGACGCGCCUCCGAGGAAUUUGCCUCGAGCCUCAAGGACCUGCCUCUUGACGAUUUAGGCUUGGAUAUUGACGAUGAUCCCACUGAGAUUGCCCAAGCUCCCAACUUCAACGUCGACAAUGACCUGGACGUCACUAUGGAUGAUAUGCCUGAUUUGGGCCUUUCAGGGCCACCCUCGAUGGCUGGCGAUGUACCCGUACCACCUGUUCGCCGCGAGGAAUCGCCGCUUUCCGAGCUAGAUGAAGACGAGGCUUCGAGGCUUGCGCAAGAAGUGGCCGAACAGAACACGACCAUGUUCGAGCCUGGCCAAGAGCCAGAGGAGGAGGAAUCAAUUCAUCAGGCCAGGGCCAAGCGUAGGAGGGUCAUUGGGCAAGACGCUGAGACCAUGAUCUCGAGCCACCAGCUCAGGGAGCAGCAAAACAACCGCGACAAGAUUCUGAAGCCCGCCUCGUUCCUACCCCGUGACCCUCUUCUCAUGGCUCUCAUCAACAUGCAAAGGUCUGGUGGUUUCGUCUCAAGCAUUCUUGGUGAUGGACGAAGUCAAGGCUGGGCCCCGGAGCUGAGAGGCAUACUGUCGCUAGAGGUUGUGUCACGUCCGAGCCAGAAGCGCAAGCGAGAUAGCGGUGUUGCCGAUCUCGGUACGACAGAAGACGAAGCAGCAGUAGCUGACGGAGAUAAGACGCCACAGCUGGAGUUUGAGCAAGACGAGCCGACAUUAGGGGGUGCUGACUUCGGAAUCGGCGAAGAUAACACCACACUGGGAGGAUCCGACGACAUGAUCCAACUUCCGGACGAGCCUAAUUUUCAGCAUAUUGGAGAAGAGGAGGCGGAUGGUUUCUCGCCAGUUCCAGAAAAUUUUGACGACACGACGGCUCCUCUCAUCCACCCUGCAGAAGCUGGUCCUAUCUCACUAGGUACAAAGCACGCUGUACACCUUUUGCGAGAGCGCUUCGGAUCAGAAGCCGAGGAGAGCGAAUCAGAGCGACAGAAGAACAGCAUUGUCUUUCAGGACAUGCUGCCGGAGGCCCGAACCUCACGUGCCGACGCGACUAAGAUGUUCUUCGAGGUUCUGGUUCUAGCUACCAAGGAUGCAAUCAAAGUCGAGCAGGCUACCGACGAGCUAGGCGGCCCUCUUCGUAUUCGCGCUAAGCGAGGACUCUGGGGCCAGUGGGCUGAGACAGCAGCCAGCGGUGAGUUGGCUUCCCAGGCUCAAGCCGCCCCUCAAGUCCAAAGCCCUCCUGCGGUGUCUGUCUCCGCGUAAAAAUUCGGUAUUAUUCUACGGCUGUCUGGUGGCUAGGGUUGGCGGGUAUGUUCAUCUGGCGGCGUUUGCUGGAUACCCUUUCUUAGAUGUGUAUGAUUCUGCUUUUACAUUUGAAACGGCUGUCUGGGGAGGUGUAUUGGCGUUUUGGCCUUUGUACUAUUCCAAGGUGGUGCCAUUGGCAGUAGGAUUUGUCGCGAUGGUAAUAAGAUAGUCUUAUUAGAUGAUGAAUAUUGGAUACUUUACAACUGAU